GCCUAUCACAUGAUACCAAUUGACAGUGUUCUUGGCACGGGUUCACCUGAGCAGGGCUCCUGUGUCUGAAAUGGUAACUGUAUCUUUAAGGCGCUUGCCUACCCCUGUCUGCUUUGUGUAGCGAGUGUGGAGAGUCACGCCAUCAGAACAUGCUUUAAUCCUGAAAGGUAGAGGUGGAAAAGGGGUUAAGAAACUUUCACCUCUGGAGCAACAAUCGACUAGUUGGGCAAGGAUACCGUUGUUUCGUGCGUGUCGAAAAUGAAGUCCACUCAAUUUUUACUAUCCACUGCACUUAUUUUCCUUCUAUCUGGACUUUCCAUGAUUACCGCCUGCAACAAGGCUCUCUGUGCCAGUGAUGUCAGCAAGUGCCUCAUUCAGGAGCUGUGUCAGUGCAGGCCCUCUGAUGGGAACUGCUCAUGCUGUAAGGAGUGUAUGCUCUGUCUGGGCACACUGUGGGAGGAGUGCUGCGACUGUGUAGGGAUGUGUAACCCCAGGAACUACAGCGAUACUCCGGCUACCUCCAAGAGCACGGUGGAGGAACUCUACCGACCCAUCCCCUCACUGUUCCGUGCCCUCACCGAGGGCGAAGCACCUAUCAACAUGAUGGUAGUAUCCUUCCCCGUGGCUGAGGAACUAUCUUACCAUGAGAACCUGGUGUCUUUCCUGGAAACUCUGGAGGACCAGCACCAAAAUGUCUCCCUGACCGGGAACAGUAUCCACACCAGCUACGAUAACACCCAAAGUACUGAAGAUAACAUGUGCACUGUGGUGUACUUUGAUGACUGCGUGUCCAUCCGCCAGUGCAAGCAAUACUGCGAGUCCAUGGGGGGCUCCAAAUACCGCUGGUUUCACAAUGCCUGCUGUGAGUGUAUCGGCCCAGAGUGCCUCGACUACGGCAGCAAAACUGUCAAGUGUAUGAACUGCCUGUUCUGAUUGAAGCCAAUAGGACUGGCGACAUUAGGGUACUGUGUUCAAACUGCCACAAGGGGGCACUAUCUGGAGUAGCAGAUGGUGAAGGUUAACUGAGGAAUAUGACUUUCAUAAUGCUUCAGUAUUUUUAUGUAUUAAUUAUUUUUGCUCAUUUUUAUAUUUUAUAGGUUCUUUAGCAAAUUAGAAAUAUAUCGUUUUGAAUUUUUUUCUAGUUAAGAGGAGAGGUCAAUGUUUUAAUGUGUAAUGCAAUGGCAUUUUAUUUUUGAUGUCAUGGAAAAUCAGAGUAAAUGCUAUUUGUAUAAUUGUUUUAUCACGUGUUAUUUUAGGAAACAACGUCCAUAUUCAAACUAAUAGCCAGCCGUUCACAUGUUUGAUUUUAUAUGUGCAGUUAAAAUGAUUUGUUUCAUACUGUAAACAUUAUUUUAAAUCAAAUAAUUUAAGAUAAGUUCGGCCAGACAUAUAGGACAUGUUUGGUACAGAUGGGUUAAGUUCAACUGGCCAGACAGAUGGGACAUGUUUGGCUGACCAGAUAGGAUAAACACGGUUUGUACCGUGAUGGAAUUUUGUGUUUUCCAAGCCUGGAAAAGUUAGGACAAGUUUGGCCAAAUAUGAUAAUUUCAGAAAUAAGUUUGGCCGGCUAGAUAGGAUAAGUUUGGCCAGAUGAAACUAGUUCAGCUGGCUGGCCCGAUAGGACAAGUCAUCAAGACAGAUGGGAUAUAUGUUCAGCUGGCUGGACAGAUACCCUAUCUGGCCAAUUGUCCAAACUUGUUAAGGUUAGCUCGCUGGACAGAUGAGACGAGUGCAGCCAGAUAAGUUUGGUAGGCCGGUCAGACAGAUAAGUUCCGAGCUUCAUCAGCCAACCCUAGAUAUUGGUUAAUCAAAUCUUCCCAUACCGGCUUAAUUUGGCAUGCCUUCUUAAACAGCCAAACUUUAUACGCAUUCACACAUCAAGUCUUCUCUUGAGUUGGGCUCAGGGAUGGAACAACUGUUGAACAUUUGAGUUGGUUGUAGGGGUAGGUCGAACUAUGGGUGGAAAGGGAGAGAGGGGCAUGCAUCCCACAUCAGUUGACCAAAAUGUAGAAUUUGUACUACCGGCCAUUAUGGGUAGCAAUCAUUAGAAGUGCUUAUUAUUAUGCAUAUUAUUUGUCAAUUGUGGGAAUAAAUUAGGAUAUGCAUGUUUUUUGAAAUAUGCAGUACAACUGAGGGGAAGGGGUUCGAAAUGAUGUUCGCUGCAGAUCUGAUUCUGUACUGUAGGUGGCACCAUGUGCUCUUUUUAAAGGAUGAGCCCAUAUCUCUUGAAAGGCCCUAGGAUCCCUGCGGGCGGCAGGGUAGCAUUGGUUAGAGCAUUGGACUAGUAACCGAAAGGUUGCAAGUUCAAAUCCCCGAGCUGACAAGGUACAAAAUCUGUCGUUCUGCCCCUGAACAGGCAGUUAACCCACUGUUCCUAGGCCGUCAUUGAAAAUAAGAAUUUGUUCUUAACUGAAUUUUUUUUUUCAAAAAAGGGUUGGUCAGACAUUCACCGGAAUGACAACCCUACAUGGGAUGGGGGUGGAAUAUUGAAGGACAAUUAGAGGUUUCCUUAGUCGCAGCUACGAUAUGCUUAACAGUGCAAAUAUUAUGGUACAGUUUAUAUGUGCAAACAGAUCCGCAAGGAAGGUGGAUCCUUUUAAAUAUGCUAUUGGACCUAAAACAGAUGUCUCAUUAACCAUAUAUGAUCCAAAUAAUGAUGUUAUAUAACUUGACUUUACAGGCAAUACAUGACGCAAUUAUUAUUGUGGGAGAUUAUAAUACGGUUUUAUAAGUACCUCAAUGGACCGUAAAGGAAAUCACACUACAAACCAUCACCCUCAUGCUCUUAAAGAAAUGACAAAUAUUAUGCAUAUAUCUGAACUAGUAGAUAUAUAGCGGCUUACAUAUCCUGACCUAGUGAGAGAAACAUGGCGAAGGAUCAAUCAAGCUAGUCGUCUUAAUUACUUUGUCAUUGUCGCUGGCACCAAAAGUUAAGUGUUGAUAAGGGACAGAAUGCUGUCAGGCCAUCAAAUAAUUGGUAUAAUUAUAAUACAUUAGCAAAAUUUUCAUUUUUUUUCGCUUUCUCAGUAUAGGGUAUCUGGCCGAACUGGUUUUAUCUGGCAAGCCGGCCAAACUUAUCUUAUUGGACCGAACACCAAAUUUGUCCUGACGGGCAGGCCGAACUUUACUUACCUGUUCAGCCAGUCGAAUUUGUCCUAUCUAUCUGGUUGACCGGAACGGCCGAACAUAUCCAACUAGACGUUGGAACAUUGCUGCAGGGACUUGCUUCUAUUCAGCCACGAGCAUUAGUGAGGUCGGGCACUGAUGUUAGGCUCGCAGUCGGCGUUCCAAUUCCUCCCAAAGGUGUUCGAUGGGGUUGAGGUCAGGGCUUUGUGCAGGCCAGUCAAGUUCUUCCACACUGAUCUCAACUUAUGCUAUCUAUAACUUAUCCUAGCCGGCCAGACCCGAUCUGACAGCUACCCUAAUAGACAGCUACGAAGAAUAUAGAUAAACUC
Messenger RNA from Oncorhynchus kisutch (coho salmon), 3455 nucleotides. RefSeq names its product twisted gastrulation protein homolog 1-A-like. The record is from RefSeq and is a predicted model, not a curated record. The coding region runs from base 259 to 933 and encodes 224 amino acids. NCBI's taxonomy places the organism in Eukaryota, Metazoa, Chordata, Actinopteri, Salmoniformes, Salmonidae. Gene Ontology annotation, biological process: regulation of BMP signaling pathway. The transcript has 5 exons.